AUGCCGCCAUCCCACUUUGGUGCAGAGACGACCGCACAGGAAGCGGCCGAGUAUUACAGCGACAAGAUCAAGGGCAAGGUCGUGCUCAUCACCGGCGGUCAGUGUGGUCGAGUCAAGCUGCGACAACCAAUCUGGCGAGGCUCACACUAACCGCCCAAUGUGGCUUUGCCGACCAUGGUCUGCUAGGUUCACCGGGUGGAUUAGGUGCCGAAGCAGCUAGGGUGAUUGCGUUACACAAUCCCAAACGCAUCAUCUUGGCCGGUCGGUCCACAACGAAGUACGUCGAACGGAAGACUGAAGCCCCACACGACUCGAUCGGAGUCCGAGGAACCCAAACCCCAGACAGGUUCCGGGGUUUCGCAUAUGACACAACUCACUCUCGAACGUUCAUUCAGUAUCGAAAAAACGAUCAAGGAAAUUCACUCCGAAACCCCUUCGGCUCCCUUGAGGCCGCUCAUCAUCGACCUCGCCUCGCUGUCGAACGUCCGCGAAGCCUCCAAGGAGGUGCUCGCUUACAGAGAGACCAUCGACGUCCUCAUCAAUAACGCCGGUAUCAUGGGCUUGGAACACUACACCAAAACCUUCGAUGUCUACGAGGCGCAAUUUGCGACGUGCCACUUGGGUCAUUUCCUCUUCACGGGGCUGAUCCGACCUCGUUUGGCGGACAAGUGCCGAAUUGUCAACGUCUCUUCGAGGGGACAUGUCUGCGGUCCCGUGCGGUUCGACGAUAUCAACUUUGGGGACGGGAAGGCGUAUGAUCCUUGGUUGGGGUAUGGCCAAGCCAAGACGGCCAAUAUGCUCUAUAGCGUCGAGCUCAAGGAACGAUGGGAUGUGCCGACCUUCUCACUUCAUCCAGGUGGGAUCAUGACGAAUCUUACUCGGGAUUUGUCCUUGGAGCACAAAAAGUCGGCAGGGAUCAUUGACGAAGACGGGAAUAGAAAGGCAGGGAACUCAGAGUCCAAGGACGUCCCUCAAGGGACUUCAACGUGAGUGCCACCAUUCGCUGGAGUAAUCUGCCCAAAACGGGGGCGGCGGCUGACCGACGUCGUGUCGACACUCGGUGCAGGCAUAUCGUUGCGGCAUUCGACGACGAAAUCCUAGGUAAGGCUUGAACUUCAUACCGAUUUGACAACCUUAUGACGCCCCCUCUGACAUGGCAAGCUCUUUCUCUCUCGCCUAGAGUCAAAUGGCGGCUACCUCGAAGAUUGCCAACUCGCCGACGACGUCGCCAAAGAGUACGCUCUGUCGGAGGAGAACGCCGCCAAGUUGUGGGAGCUGAGUGAACAGAUGGUUGGGGAACAGGUUUGA
Messenger RNA from Microbotryum saponariae, 1308 nucleotides. The record is from the annotation of a GenBank genome assembly. Lineage: Eukaryota; Fungi; Basidiomycota; Microbotryomycetes; Microbotryales; Microbotryaceae.